UAGCACACCUUUUUUGUUGCAUCUGAAACUUGUUUAAGAUUGCCGUUGCAACAGAAGAAGCAGAAGUGCGGAAAAUAUAGUGAUUUCAUGUGACACACGGGACCGUCUGAUAGACGAUGAAUGAAUCAUCGUAAUAAACUUAGUGCGACAAUAACACAGACUGUCCUUGUAGAAAAAAUUAUCUUAUUGUUCCAUGGGUAGACACUAAAAAUGUCUUCAUGAUGGAUUUUUAAAACUGUAUAAUUCAUAAUAACAUCAUUUUUGGAUGUAAUAGAGUUCCAAUGGGAUGUGAUGUUGUUAUGUGUACAAAGAUAGUAAACAUAUACAUACAAAAGGUUUCAAAUAUUGAAACUUUUGGAAGUUCUGACUGAAUCGUGCUGUAAAGUUGUGUAUAUCUACUUUUAAUGAUAUAUUCACAAAAGAAAUAGCAUACCGAGACUGAAGGAUUUGAAGACAGUUUGUCUUUAAGACAAAGAAUGUUUUGUGUAAAUUACUUUUUAACAGCCAAAGAAGAUCAUUCAGAUUUUGUUUAAAUUUUGUUAAAAGUUUGAUAAGAAUCUGUAAAAUAAAGUGGAAGGGAAUAUCACCAUGGAGAAAUUGGAAACAAAGAAAUUAUUGUCUUGCGUUAUGAAAAAAAAGUUUAAUCAUGUUUCAGUUUGUGUUGUUUAUGAUAAAGUUAGGUUUUGUUGAAGUGCAGUAACUGUGACGACUUUGGGAAAUCAAUUCGGAGAGACGUUUGUGGAUACUCGGACAUAAAUAUUUGCAAAAGCGUUUUUACAGUAACUGCAUGCUGAAGGAAUUCUAAGAAAAUAAUUAGACUGUAUAAUCGUAUAAAAGUGUUAUCGUGAAGGAAAAUUCCGAGGGAUCAAUGAAAGUCGUUACCAAAGAUGAUGAUUCUAAACUUUUUCCGGAGACUUUUCUUUCACAACACUUCUUAUGAGAAGCUGGUUGGCGAGAAGGAGACGCGUCGUGGAAGUGUUCCGGCAGUUCCGGCAGCAGUAAGCGAGGACUGUAUCAAGAUGGAGACAUCAACAACGACAAGCGCUACUCCAUCUCGUUUUACGAGUUUCUUGAUACGGAAAGGUUUUAAAACCAAUUUGAAGAGAGCAAAGUCUGCAAACAAACUGGAUCGGAAAAACCGCAGUGUAACUCCGACACCAGAUUCUGACAGCACGUUUGUUGGCACAUUGAAAAGGACUAUGAGUUUGGGCCGUCUCUCUAGAAAACGCACACGCUCAAAAUCAACAGAUCUGGUCAGCCACAAAUUGCACAGUCGAGACCCAGAGCACUUACCCUGUUCAUGUGUCACCCCUACCCCAGCAUCAAGAAGUACAUGGUCUGUGAUCAGUUCGCGACUGAAGAACUCGCAGUCCCAUGAGUCCCUGCUCACUACCCACAGUCCUUUGCACUCGAUCGACCUUACAUCGCCAGACAUGGAGAUAAGGCCGUUACAUCGUAGUAUUCUGACAGAGGACCAUUGCUUCCAGGUGUCGACAAUGCACGGUAGCAAGUACAUCUCGUGCCGAACUGCAGAGGAAAGGGAACAGUGGAUGACAAGUUUGCGUCGUACAGUCAACCCACAACAUGAAAACAGUCGGCGCAGUGAGUCAUCUCUCAAAGUUUGGGUACAGGAAGCCAAAAAUGUUCCAUCAAAAAAAAGGUAUUUUUGUGAGGUUUGUCUGGAUAAAGAUCUGUAUGCACGGACGUCUAUCAAAAUGAAAGGAGAUAUGCUCUUUUGGGGAGAACAGUUUGAAUUCAAUAAUUUGCCAUCUGUAGAAUUCUUGAUCGUCAAUUUAUACAGAGAGGCAGACAAGAAAAAGAAGAAAGACAGAAACACUCUCGUUGGUUAUUCAAAAAUACCAGUAUGUGACAUAAGUAACAGACAGUAUGUUGAGAGAUGGUUUGCUACAAGUUCGGGAACUGUUGGUAAAGGAGGGAAGGAGAACAAGAUAGAUCUGCCGUUAAUACGUCUGAAAGUUCGACACCAAACUGUACAGAUACUGCCAGUGGAUCUUUACAAAGAUCUCUCUAAUUAUCUAAAGGAAAACUAUGUACAGCUCUGUGAUAGCCUUGAACCCCUCGUCAGCAUCAAAGACAAGGAGGAGAUUGCCAAAACAUUGGUCAAUAUCAUGCAGAAGCUUGACAAAGCUCAAGACUUCCUGUCAGAACUUGUCAUGACUGAAGUGCUACGACUUGACAACAAUCACUUGAUGUUUAGAGGUAACAGCAUCGCCACAAAGUCUAUGGAAGCUCAUAUGAAAUUGGUGGGAGAAAAGUAUUUAAAUGACACAUUGGGCGACUUUGUCCGUACAAUCAUAGAGAGUGAGGAUGACUGUGAGGUAGACCCGACACGUGUUCCAAUUCCGUCCAUGUUAACUAGACACCAAGCAAAUCUACGCAUGUACUGCGAUAUGGCCUGGACUAAAAUCAUCACAUCAUCAUCUUUCUUUCCCAGUGAGUUACGUAAUGUGUUCACACGAUUUCGAGGUUGCUGUGAGCAGGAGGGCAAAGGUGACCUCAGUGACAACCUCAUCAGUGCUUCCAUAUUCCUACGAUUUUUAUGUCCCGCCAUACUCUCACCGAGUCUGUUCCACCUGACGCAAGAAUAUCCAUCAGAAAAAGCUGCGCGAAAUCUUACUCUGAUUGCCAAAACUAUACAGACGCUGGCAAAUUUGUCAAAGUUUGGUGGGAAGGAGGAGUACAUGACCUUCAUGAAUGAUUUUGUAGAGGAAGAAUGGUGCAAUAUGAAGGAUUUCCUUCACAAAAUCUCAUCAGCUGAUCCUAACGACAAUUACACAGAGUAUGACGGGUUUAUAGAUCUCGGCAAGGAAAUGUCUAUACUCCACACACUCCUUAUAGAUACUCUAGAAAAAGGCUCCGAGGAGACUACGUCCAAGCUUGGCACACUACCAAAGGUACUAUCACAGAUCACGAAUGACUUGAAAGAUCCCGAUAUUACUCAGCGGCGACAGAGUAACCGAAAAAGUCAGCAUUAUGACAAUCUCGUUAACAUACAGGCUCAUAUUGAUCACACAACUUCACCGACGGAACUGUUAAAAGACAUGCUUCGGCAUUGCGGUGAAUCGCCAAAUCAGCUGCCGAUAUUUUCUUCAAAUAACAAAGAUUCAGACUCGCCAAGAGGCAGUGUUGAUAACAUAACAUCCAGUGAUUCUAAUUUAACGGAGGAUAGUGUUUCAUCAAAAGUUGAAUUUACGUCCUCAGAAGUGUCGAAUGUGUCUGUGAGUUCGCGUUCUACUGUCAAUGAAUCUCAUGUAAAUAAAUCCUGGAAUCAGAUGGUAAGUGCUGCGGAAAUAGUGAACGGCGAUUAUAUUGACUUAAUUUCCUUCAUGGACGAGGAAGGAAAUAAUUCAUCCAUUGAAAUAGAACAAAAUGGUAGUCAGAUGUCUAUAAGUCAAGUUUCGACUAUAGCCUCUUCAGGUUACCAGUCAUUUGGAUAUAGUCAGUCAAGUUCGCCAGUAGACAACGCCCACCAUGAUAAUAACCAUGAACCCCUUAAAUCCCCAAAUAACAACUCAUCAUAUACGCACUCUACCCCUUUGUCUUUCGCUAACCCGAUGUACCGGCGCAAUCAUCGGGGAAUAACUAGUCAUGUAAAAAUGGCGUCCCCUAUUCUUCAAGCCUCCAGUAACAGUUCUUUGAGUAGCGAGGAGGCAAAUACUGUGAAAAACUGUAGCCCUGUGAAAACAAAAAAAUACGAAAAGGAGUGCACAGAAAUUCCCAUUAAAAACAUGGCUCUCCAGCUGUCGAGUUCCAGCAGUUUGGAUUCGGUACCAGACAGAGACAAAAUGCAUCACAGUUUAUCGAGUAGUAAUAUGUACUCGUCAGUCAGUAGUGCUGAGACUCGGCGAGUUCCUACGCAUAGUAAGUCAAAUAACAAUGUGUAUUCUUUAAAUGUGGAAGUGAAUACGAAACCAAGGCAUAGCCGAUCAAACAAUAAUGUUAGUGCUAGGUCAAAAGAGACCACCUUUUCAAGUACUGUACACACUUCAAAUACACGGAAAUACCCACUGGAGCUUCGUACAUCUAGUCCAACUUUGUCUCAAAGUGUUUCAGGCUCUUCAAAUUCAGUGACUAACAGUACAACUUAUUACAAUACAAUAGGUAGUACACCACGACGAGGGCACGAGCUCUCGCAUAGCAUGGACUUUUCCUACACAACUCACCGCUAUGGUGACCAGAUAAGAAGAACUGCCACUGACACAAGUUUGUCGCAGCGGAGUUCUUCCCCUUACAGUGAUACAAGCGUAGCUUCUUCACCAGUGUCUCCGCGUAGUCAGUUGUCGCCAGACGAUAGUUCAUUACUACGGCGACUGUCUGCACAGAAUGCUGUUCACAUGGGAAUACGUUCAGUUCAGAGAAGAAUCCACGAACAGGAGAAGACUAAACAAGAGUAUGAAACAGAGGUUAACGUUCUCAAGCAACAACUUGAGGAGGCUCAAGAGCGACUGAAAAUGGCUGAGGAACGUUUACAUGAUCAUGAGAAAGAGACGUCUAUGAUUGCCUCAGAGUGGCAGAUUCGGCUUGAAGAGAGCGAAGAACGCAUGAGAAAACAGCAGGCGGAAAAAGACGACCAGAUGAAAAAUAUUAUACAAAGAUUAAUCCAUGUUGAAGAUGAAUUACGCACUGAGCAAGAAGACAUGCAAGAAACUGUAGCACACAAACAGAAAGUGAUAGAGGCGCAGGAACGUCGUAUACAGUCCCUCGAUGUAGCAAACAACAAGCUCGUUCAGGCGCUGAAUCAGCUGAAGGAACACUACAAUGCAACAGCUAAAAAUGGCUUAAACUCACCUUUAAAGACAAAACUCACUGCUGAUUUGGCCUCAUUCAAAACAAGUUCAUGCUGAUGCGUUAUUGUGUAACAAAUGGCUAAAAUACAACUUGAAAGGUCGGGCCAUUGCAUCUGUAAAUUUUUCAUGGGAAACACAUUACAUGUAAUUGUAUGGCCUUGCAUUGAAAAUGGCGUCAAAGGCAUAUUUGAAGACCAAAUUCUAUUCAUAAUGAAAUUAUACUUAACAUGGCAUUGUGUUAGAAAUGGCUUGUUACACCUUCAUAGACUACUCACCUGCAGCAAUAUUUAAAUUUAUGGCAUUGUAUUACGAAUGGCAAACAAUAACUUUAUACAUACUGUUUGCCUAUCAUUCGGACCAAGUUCAUGCUAAAUACAGUUCUUUAUUGUUGUGUUGAAAAUGACUGAUCUAUAAAACACCUUGGCCUUAACCUGCUGAAAUGUCAGCAUUCAAAACAUUAGCAUUUUUUUCAUGUCACAUGAUCAGACUAAAUAUUGUUUGUUAAAGGCAAUAUCCUGCCAAAGCUAAACACUGUCAUAUUGUUACUAGGCAGUGCAUUUUAGUUGUUAGGCAGUCAUGUGCUUGGCAAUGCCAUGUGUUUUACCUGACAAUGUUAGAUUAAUGCUAGGUAGAAGCAUUUGGUUGCUAGGCAGUGUUGCAAAGGAGAUUUUCUAAUAUCGAGGGCUGAACAGAAAAUUGUCGUAAUCACUUGUAUUUCAUACGAGUUACAACACUUUUCCGUUCAACCCCUUGAUUUGGUUGUUUGCCUUUACACUAAGUAUCUGUGUUUAAGGGUAUUGGAUGUUGCUAAGUGCUUUAAUUGUGUAUUUUUUGUACCAGCUGUAUAAAGUGCCUAAAAACCUGAAAACCUACAGUUAACUGCUGUUAGAAAUCAUCUCUUAUUUCUUAAGGUAUCCACUUAAGAGUGGCACAACAUUUCCAUUUCAUGGGUUGUCAAGUUAGCUUGUAAUCUUGUUAAGCUGUGACAGUAUGGGAUAAAUAUUGAUGCAACUUGUCAGCAAACUAUGAUAAAUUGCUCUGUAUCAGGGUUCAAAAAUGUUGAAAAGUGGUACUUGGUACAUUUAUGUCUAAUUGUAAUGUAUUAAAAGUGCUAUGACUUGAAACGUUACCUUAUUGUUACAAUAUUACUAUAACAUUACAAAUUCUUCGUAUUCAGGAAGUGUUAUUUAGUGGAAAAGAUGAAUACAGUAUACAUUUUGUAACUUACUAACAUACAGAAAUUGGUGAAAGUAUGGUACUUCAGAAAAAUAAUCUUAGUUAUACAGAAUAGUUUUGAGCAGUUUCAACCAAAUACAAUCAAAUUUAACCAGAGACAUCAAAAUAACUUGGUUUUUUGCUUUUUUGUCUUAGUCAAUUUUUGUCUUGUGUUUUUAGUAUUGACAAAAAUGAUUGUAACAUCUAUUUUGUUUCAAAUUAAUGUAGGUACUGUGUUGAAAAAUUCAUUAAAUGAAAUGUUGUAAUUGUUAUAUUACAUCUUUACACCAAGAACAAACAAGAAGAUUGUUGCAAAUUUUGGAAGUGAAUGUAAUCUGUAAUAGGAUAUGUGACCUGUGUGUUGUUCUACCUAUAAAUAAUGCAUAUAAUUGUAUAAAAAGUUUUGUAAAUAAGAAAAUCUAUUUAUAGCUACAUGUAUUGAUGGUUAAACUUUGACAUUAAAAAGUGCAAUGUGAUUAAAACUCAGAAUUUCA
Messenger RNA from Mercenaria mercenaria, 6517 nucleotides. Its product is annotated as disabled homolog 2-interacting protein-like. Lineage: Eukaryota; Metazoa; Mollusca; Bivalvia; Venerida; Veneridae. Gene Ontology annotation, biological process: regulation of GTPase activity. The record is from RefSeq and is a predicted model, not a curated record. The transcript is spliced from 20 exons. The coding region runs from base 888 to 4865 and encodes 1325 amino acids.